Molecule: messenger RNA, 516 nt
Organism: Fusarium falciforme
Lineage: Eukaryota; Fungi; Ascomycota; Sordariomycetes; Hypocreales; Nectriaceae
Product: CHY-type domain-containing protein
Exons: 3
Coding region: 148-516 (122 amino acids)
Biological process (GO): protein import into mitochondrial intermembrane space
Cellular component (GO): mitochondrial intermembrane space
Molecular function (GO): zinc ion binding
Source: RefSeq, a predicted model, not a curated record
CCAAAGUCUCUCGGCUUCUAUUUGAACCUACCGGUGAACGAACUAAACCUCCAUAUACCACUACGAACUUUUAAAUCGAGUUUUUGUUUUUCGCAUACUGUCUAUAGCCUAUCGAGAAAUCCGAACCUUCCUUCAACAGUAUUCACCAUGUGCAAGCAUAUUCUCAACGCCCAAGUCGCCGUCCGGUCGCCUUGCUGCAAGAAGUGGUUUGACUGCGUCGAAUGCCACACCGAGCAGGAAUCCCACCCUCUUAUGCAGACCUUCGAGAUGACCUUUGCCUGCAAAAAGUGCAAGAAGUGCUUCCGAAAGGACGCCACCGAGUUCGAGGAGGCCGACGAAUACUGCCCCCACUGCGAUAACCACUUCAUCAUCGAGGCCAAGACCCCCAAGGCUGCCCUGUCCAUCGAGAGCGACGAUGUCCGAAUGAACAGCAAGAUGCUCAAGGACGACAGGAAGAGGCAGGGAGGUUUGAGAUCCAUCUUCGACCCGAACGAGGAUGCUGACAAGUUGGGAUGA